AUGAAAGCAUCGACCGCGGGAGCUUCGUCCUCUGCACCAGUUGCGCACAAUGCGGUACCCCCACCACCUACCGCGUCUGCUACGCGCUCUUCUCGGAUUGCCCCACACUCGCAUAUCAAGGGCCUUGGGCUGAAUGCUGAAGGAUACGCCGCGUCGGAUGGCGCUGGGUUCAUUGGGCAGACUGAGGCGCGCGAGGCUUGUGGCGUGGUCGUCGACCUCGUCAAGUCGCGCAAAUUCUCCGGGCGCGCGCUGCUCCUUGUCGGUCCCCCCGGAACAGGAAAGACAGCUCUCGCUCUGGCUAUCUCUCAGGAGCUGGGCGCGAAGGUGCCGUUCUGUCCCAUGGUCGGUUCGGAGGUGUACAGUACGGAGGUGAAAAAGACGGAAGUCCUUGCUGAGGCGUUCCGGCGCGCGAUUGGUCUUCGGAUAAAGGAGACCAAGGAGGUGUAUGAAGGAGAGGUUACGGAGCUGACGCCCACGGAGUCGGAAAACCCUCUUAGCGGGUACGGCAAAACCGUCUCGCACGUAGUCAUUGGACUCAAAACCGUCCGCGGGACGAAGCAGCUGAGACUCGACCCGAGCAUAUACGAGGCCAUCCUGAAGGAGAAGAUCCAGGUGGGAGACGUCAUUUAUGUCGAGCAAAAUACGGGCGCGGUGAAGCGCGUGGGUCGCUCGGACGCGUACGCCUCCUCGUACGACUUGGAGUCCGAGACAUAUGUCCCUCUGCCCAAGGGCGACGUGCACAAGCGCAAGGAGCUCGUACAAGACGUGACGCUGGGAGACCUUGAUGCUGCAAACGCGCGGCCACAGGGGGGACAGGAUAUCAUGAGUGUGAUGGGUAGUCUGGUGAAGAGCGGUCGAACUGAGAUCACGGAGAAGCUUCGUCGAGAAGUGAACCGUGUGGUGAAGGGUUACGUUGACCAAGGCGUUGCGGAGGUCGUCCCGGGUGUGGUAUUCAUCGACGAGGUCCACAUGCUGGAUAUCGAGUGCUUCACUUACCUAAACGCGCUCCUGGAGUCUCCUAUGGCACCAACGGUAGUACUCGCUACCAAUCGCGGAAACGCUCUGGUUCGUGGUACUACGGACAUCUACGCCCCGCAUGGUAUUCCUGUGGAUUUGCUUGACCGGUGUCUCAUCGUGAGAACCGCACCAUACGAGAAGGAUGCGAUUGCCAAGGUUGUUCAAUUGCGCGCCAACGUGGAGGGCCUCAAGCUCGGCGACGGCGUUCUCGAACGCCUAGCCCAGAAAGGGCACGACAGCUCACUAAGAUAUGCACUGCAACUGCUCACGCCCGCGUCGAUCCUCGCGUCAAUUUCUGGGCGCAAGGAGAUCCAGCUCGAAGACAUCGACGAGAUGGGCGAGCUUUUCUUGGAUGCCAAGACGAGCGCAGACAUCAUCAGCAAGCACCAAAGCAGCGAGGUGUCAUAG
Molecule: messenger RNA, 1425 nt
Organism: Trametes versicolor FP-101664 SS1
Lineage: Eukaryota; Fungi; Basidiomycota; Agaricomycetes; Polyporales; Polyporaceae
Product: RuvB-like helicase 1
Exons: 7
Coding region: 1-1425 (474 amino acids)
Biological process (GO): box C/D snoRNP assembly; regulation of transcription by RNA polymerase II; chromatin remodeling
Cellular component (GO): R2TP complex; Swr1 complex; NuA4 histone acetyltransferase complex
Molecular function (GO): ATP binding; ATP hydrolysis activity; DNA helicase activity
Source: RefSeq, a predicted model, not a curated record